Messenger RNA from Dufourea novaeangliae, 606 nucleotides. Its product is annotated as odorant receptor 4-like. The annotation marks the transcript as partial. Gene Ontology annotation, biological process: sensory perception of smell; detection of chemical stimulus involved in sensory perception of smell. Gene Ontology annotation, molecular function: odorant binding; olfactory receptor activity. The record is from RefSeq and is a predicted model, not a curated record. The transcript has 4 exons. Gene Ontology annotation, cellular component: plasma membrane. NCBI's taxonomy places the organism in Eukaryota, Metazoa, Arthropoda, Insecta, Hymenoptera, Halictidae.
AUGGAUUUGCCUUUCGAUGUCAGUGAAACGCCAGUUUAUGAGCUCGCAGUGACGGCACAAUUUCUCCAUCACAUUGCAUCCGCGAUCACUUUUGGUAUUUUCACUGCUCUCCUUGUAAUGGCGAUAUUACAUGUGGGAUGUCAUGUCGACGUAUUGUGCCACAUACUAACGACUGCAUCUUCCGAAGAUAAUGGACAAUUACGAUUCGUCGUUAGCAGGCAUCAGGAAAUCAUCGUAUUUACGAAGAAAGUUGAAAAACUCUUCACGUACAUAGCUUUAAGUCAACUGGUGUCGAACACUCUGAUCACAUGCUGCGUAGGAUUUCUUGUUGCAAUUUCAAUCCAGAUGGAAAAUGGACUUCCCCUAAUGAUAAAGUCUAUCGUGUUUUAUUUCGUAAUUUCUUUGGAAGUGUUCAUAUACUGUUUCGCUGGAGAGUAUCUCGACACUAAAAGUGAUCUACUGGGAAAUGCUGCGUAUAAUUCGCUCUGGUAUGAUUCAGAAAGUAGCAAAAGUCGCCUAAUAGUGCUUUUAUUGUUAAGAUCUCAGAAAGGAUUUCCCCUUACAUUCGGAAAAUUUUCGACUCUUAAUUUGGAAAGCUUCACUGGU